GGAUUCCUGUUCCGUAGGCGGACAUUACAAUCAUUUUGUUUGGUCACACUAUUUGCCAAUAUUAUCGUAAUGGCCGUAUCGGUCAACUAUAUCAAUCGUAACUACCCGUCCAACUCAUACAAAAAGGAACUGGCACUUAGUUGGAUACUAUCGGUCAGUCUAAUCGGUCUAUUAGUACAACUACUGGGACUGUGCGCUAUCUAUACGGUCCACUAUUGUACGAUAAUCAUGUACAGCCUCCUAGUUACCAUUGUUACCGGUUUGGGUAUAUAUUCGGCUGCCCUAUGGUCUCAACUGUUAUUGGACUGGUUGGUUCAGGCAUUGUAUUUUGUGUGCACCUGUAUGUCGUGGCUGAUAGUGAUCGAGUUAAGCCAAAUACGUGCUGCUGCUGGUGGUGGUGGUGCACAUAACAAGGCUAUCGUUUGUGGUACAGGUGCUACACUACCACCAUCACUACCAUGUUCUAUGGAUAUACCUAUUAGUACUAUACCGUUGACACCGCCCGUUGGUCAGCCACUGGUGGUCAAUGAUGGGCCAGCAGUGCUAUACAUGAGUACCACACUAUCAUCAACAUCAUUAGCAUCGUCGUCAUCAUCAUCAGGAAUCUAUCCAUUGAAUCCCGGAGCCAAUAGCCAUGUUAUGACAGUAGACAGGCUGCCCAGUUAUCAACAAACUAAUGGGUAGUAGUAAUAAU
Oppia nitens is the source of this 694-nucleotide messenger RNA. RefSeq lists its product as uncharacterized. The record is from RefSeq and is a predicted model, not a curated record. The transcript is spliced from 2 exons. Lineage: Eukaryota; Metazoa; Arthropoda; Arachnida; Sarcoptiformes; Oppiidae. Bases 70 to 684 code for a protein of 204 amino acids.